Messenger RNA from Fonsecaea multimorphosa CBS 102226, 675 nucleotides. RefSeq lists its product as uncharacterized. Gene Ontology annotation, molecular function: protein binding. Bases 1 to 675 code for a protein of 224 amino acids. NCBI's taxonomy places the organism in Eukaryota, Fungi, Ascomycota, Eurotiomycetes, Chaetothyriales, Herpotrichiellaceae. The transcript has a single exon. The record is from RefSeq and is a predicted model, not a curated record.
AUGGAACACCAACAAGACAUCGCCUGCGUGCUCGACUACUGGUUCCCGCCGCCCUCGGCCGACAGCAAUCCGACCACGAAGUGGUUCGCGCCACCCAACCCAGAGGUCGUUGACGCGGAGAUCCGGACCCAGUUCGCGUCGCUCGUCGAGCAGGCCCGCAACGACUCGCUGGACUCGUGGGGCUCGACUCCCCUCGGCUCGCUCGCCCUGAUCGUCCUCCUCGACCAAUUCCCCAGAAACAUCUACCGCGGCUCGGGCCUGGCGUACGCCUCGGACUCCAAGGCCGUGGACCUGGCCGUGGCCUCGGUGGCCAGGGAGUUCGACCGCUCGACCGCCGACCUGACGCCGCUCAUGGCCAUGUUCUUCUACCUGCCGCUGAUGCACGCCGAGAGCCUGGUGCACCAGGUGGCGGGCAUCUCGUUAUUCGAAGGCCUCGCCGCGAGGUGCACGGCUGGCUUCUGGGCAUCGUCGCCUUCGCCUCGUGCGGCCGUCGAGGCCGACGAGGCGGCCAAGUUCGUGCAGUUUUCCUGCGACUUUGCAAAGGCCCAUCGCGACGUCAUUCUGCGCUUCGGCAGGUUUCCCAGUCGGAACGAGGCGUUGGGGAGGCAGAGCACCCCCGAGGAGGUCGAGUUCUUGAGCCAGAACCCCGCCGGGUUCGUGGUCUCCAAGCGAUAG